Messenger RNA from Andrographis paniculata, 1452 nucleotides. RefSeq names its product geranylgeranyl pyrophosphate synthase, chloroplastic-like. NCBI's taxonomy places the organism in Eukaryota, Viridiplantae, Streptophyta, Magnoliopsida, Lamiales, Acanthaceae. Gene Ontology annotation, molecular function: geranylgeranyl diphosphate synthase activity. The record is from RefSeq and is a predicted model, not a curated record. Bases 274 to 1320 code for a protein of 348 amino acids. The transcript is spliced from 2 exons. Gene Ontology annotation, biological process: isoprenoid biosynthetic process.
CACAUAUAUAUAUAUACACACAUUAUACAUACAGAGAGCGCCCUAUAUCUAUCUUCUCCCCUCGAGCAGAAAUAACCAGCCAUCAAUGGUGGAUUUACCGACUUCCAGUACCUGCAGCCUCUCCGUCCUUGCUCGCUUCUGCAACAAAUAAAGGCACACAGCGGCGUAAGUGAGUGAAGGAUUUUUUAUCAUUUACUUUUGUGAAUUUUGGAAACUGAAUAGGAAUUUUGGGGGUUUUGAAUUCCGACUGCGAUUUGAUCUAUUCUACCGACAAUGAGUGCGGUGGUGAAUCCAAUUGCGACGUGGUCGCGGUCGAUUUCCGGCGGAGGCUUCCGACCGGAGCAAUUCAAUUUCCUCAAACCCUCGAGGUUUCGCCCUAUGUCGAUUUCCUCUGCCAUAAUCGAGGAAACCGUCGCCACCGGGAAACCGCAUGCCUUCGAUCUCAAAAAGUACAUGCUCAACAAGGCGAGCGCCGUGAACGCCGCCUUGGAGGAGGCGGUCCCCGUCAGAGAUCCGGUCACGAUACACGAAUCGAUGAGGUACUCGCUUCUCGCCGGGGGGAAACGCGUCCGGCCGAUGCUCUGCAUCGCCGCCUGCGAGCUGGUCGGCGGUGAGCAGGCCGCCGCCCUCCCGGCCGCCUGUGCGGUGGAGAUGAUUCACACCAUGUCGCUGAUGCACGACGACCUCCCCUGUAUGGACAACGACGACCUGCGAAGGGGGAAACCGACGAACCACAAGGUGUACGGCGAGGACGUCGCCGUCCUCGCCGGCGACGCACUCCUCGCCUUCGCCUUCGAACAUUUGGCGACGGCCACUGAGGACGUCCCUACCAACAUGGUAGUAUCCGCCAUUGGUGAGUUGUCAAGGUGCAUUGGUGCAGAGGGAUUGGUGGCAGGGCAAGUGGUGGACAUAUGUUCGGAGGGGAUUUCGGAGGUGGGGCUGGAGCUUCUAGAGUUCAUCCACCUCCACAAGACGGCGGCGCUGCUGGAAGGUUCAGUGGUGUUGGGCGCCAUAUUGGGAGGUGCGACAGAGUCGGAAGUGGAGCGGCUGAGGAAAUUCGCGAGGUGCAUCGGGCUGCUGUUCCAGGUGGUGGACGACAUCCUAGACGUGACCAAGUGCUCGGAGGAGCUGGGGAAGACGGCCGGGAAGGAUCUGGUGGCGGACAAGACGACAUACCCGAAGCUGAUCGGGAUUGAGAAGUCGAGAGAAUUUGCAGAGCAGCUGAAGAGGGAGGCUAAAGAGCAGCUGGAGGGGUUUGAUCCAGGUAAAGCAGCUCCAUUGCUGGCCUUGGCUGAUUACAUUGCUUCUAGGGAUAAUUGAUGCUUUCAUUGCAAGUUUAACUCAACUAUUUAUGCUUAUGUUGCUUUUGUAUCUGCCCUUCCUUGAAAAUUAGAAGAAUAUGACCUAUUACUUUUUCUAUCCUAAGAAAUAUCAUAUUUACUGUUCUGCCCA